Molecule: messenger RNA, 4116 nt
Organism: Kwoniella botswanensis
Lineage: Eukaryota; Fungi; Basidiomycota; Tremellomycetes; Tremellales; Cryptococcaceae
Exons: 15
Coding region: 1-4116 (1371 amino acids)
Biological process (GO): Golgi to plasma membrane transport; exocytosis
Cellular component (GO): exocyst
Source: RefSeq, a predicted model, not a curated record
AUGUCCCGGAACCCUCAACCUCCUUCAUCUCGAUACAAAAUAUCAUCACCUCAACCUUACGUCGCCAACGAACUUCGAGGUGCCUAUAUCUCAGAUAACGGGCCAUACCCUUCAUUCUCUCAGGCUCAGCAACCAUCUCAACCUCAACAGCAACAAGCGUUCUCUCCUCCUGAUGGUUACGGUCAUCUAGGUCCACCACAGCAUAGACAGAAUGGUGGGCCAAGUAGACCUGCCCCUUCGGCCGGUAGUGGGGGUGGACCACCUGCCAGUCCAGCUAGACCUGCUAGAUCAAGAAUGAGAGAAGCACCUCAACCACCGUCGAUUCCCAAUCCCUCUUACUCUCAAGCACCUACACCUGCACCUGCACCUGCACCAAUACCAUCGAGAAGACAUGAUUUGCGACCCAUCCAGACUGGCGGUCUGGAUACACGUAGACCAUCGGCAGGAUCAAAUGGAGGAUACGAUAUGGCUGCUUCACCAAUCUCACCAAUCUCGCCCCAUGUCGCCAAUCAACAGAACACCACCUCAUUCUCUGAUCCAUUCGCGGCUGAUAGAUCACAACGUGCUGAUCUACGUGCUCAGACUUCCGCAGCGGCUCAACAAGCUUCUCAACCGUUUCAAGGUGGACCAGGAACAGAUAAAUUGCGAAACGUAGUUGGGGCAUUUAUGAGUGCGAGUAAACAACGGAGUGUAGACGAACCUUCUCAACCCCCCUCGACAAGAAGACCGAAUAGGAGCGAAGCAAGGGAUAAAGCCAGGAUGAAAGAGGAGGAUCAAUGGGAAGUCGGAUUGGGUGAAAGUGAUCUAGAUCAAGUAUUAAAGAAGAUAAAGAAGGAUUGGCCAUUCGUCCUGGAAUCGGAUUUCUCACCUUCGACGUUAGCUCUAUCACUCUUGUCAUCCCAGCAACAUCAACAAACUUCAUCAUCUUUACCUUCACACCCCAAUCUAUCUUCCUUCUUGCGAUUACACGAAUCUCUAUCAUCUGCAUUGCAAGCUGCCGUUCAGGCUCAUUUCCAAUCUUUCGCUGCGUCCCUACCACAACAUGCAACUUUCAUAGCUACCCUCAGUAAAGCCCAAGAACAAGUGAAGAAGUCGAAAGAAGCGCUGAGAGAAGCCAGAGAUGGGUUCGCAGGUAAAGGUAAAUCUGAAUUGUCAGGUAUAAGAGCGAGGGAGAGGAUGGUGAGGGAUAUGUUGAAGAUCUUGGAUACAAUUGAUCAUUUGAAACAGAUACCGGACCAGCUCGAAUCGCUCAUCGGAGACAAACGGUUCCUGCAAGCUGCCUUGAUACUGGUCAGGUCUUUGAAGACGAUCAAUAAGCCUGAAUUGGCAGAAAUAGGAGCAUUGUCAGAUCUCAGAGCAUACUUUGUAUCUCAGGAAACGACACUCACCGAGAUUCUCGUUGAGGAACUGCAUAAUCAUAUUUAUCUGAAGACAUUCUAUAGCGAUUCCAGAUGGAAGUCUUAUGUACCCGGCCAACAAACCUUACCGAUAAUCGGACCUCAGAAUGACGAUCUCCCGCCACUGCCCCCUUCUACCGAUCUCACUCUCGUUACUUCUCCUACGAUCAACGGUGACGUAAUUCCUCUUGCCGGGCCAGGCCCUUCAUCCAGAUUCUCUAGAUAUCUCAAUCAUCUCUCUGCUAAACCAAGUCAUGACCCAUUGUUGGAUUACAUGGACUCGGACCUGAACUCAGCUCCAGAUGUACCAUCCAUCUCACAUCAGAGAUCAGGCUCGAACACUAUUGGUCAAGCAGGAUCACACGGAUCGCUAUCAUCACUUCUUGGACCUUCCCACGGAGGGACCGAUUCAAGUAAUCCAGAAGCGGAUUCGUACGCUUAUAUGGAGACUUUGCUGGAAGCGUUAGCAGCUAUGGGUAAAUUGGGUUCAGCUCUGGAUAUGAUCGCUCAGAGAGUUCCAGGAGAGAUACAUGCUUUGGUUGAGACUACUCUUGACGAAGUGGAGGAAAGGUCAGAAGCUCGACGGGAAGAAGUAGAUUCUUCUCUACGACCUUCGUCCUUCCUCGGUCCUUCACCAGACUCUCUCUCCACCUCUAGACCCGACUCGAGCUUGAAGAGGAGAUCACUCUUCUCACCUGGCGAGACACACCGAAUCGAGGUGUCCUUGGGCGUCACAGGUCCGCCGCAGCACGCUGCUAUCUUACGAGAUCUGUUCUGGACGUUGUACUCCAAAUUGGCAGCUGUAUUGGAAGGUCAUCGAGUCAUCUAUGAAGUGGCGAGGUGGAUAUCUUCGAGAAGAGAUUUCAAAGAUUCGUCGUUGUCAAAUGCUUCUACUUCAUUGACAAUACCGGUAUUGGAGGUCUGGAGACCUGUACAGAAUGAGAUACGAACACUGCUACGGACAUAUCUGACAGACGAAAGUCAAGGAUCGACGCUAGAUAGACAUCCUAUACCUACCAUCAACGAAGUACUUAGGGAUGGCAAAUGGGGUAGAGAUCGACAGAAGCAAAUGUUCAAGUUCGCCGAUACCGAUUCCCGGGCUGUUCAAAACGAGAUUAAACCGAUCGAUGAUCAAUUGCAACAGGCAUUAAAAGUAUCGGUACCAGGACUGGUCUCUAUGCAAGUCGCUGGUGAAAGUACACUGACUGUGCUCACCGAUGCGGACGAUCGAUAUUCGUCUGCUGGGAAACAUCGAACUCUCAUACCACCAAAUGCCUUCAACGUUACUACCUUAUUCCAACCUACCAUCUCACUCAUUCAACGAGCUACGUUCAUUGUUCCCCCAGGUUUCGAAGAUGCUACGGGAGCAUUCUCAACGGUCUUGGAAGAUUUCGUGGUCAAAGUGUUCCUGCCUCAGUUGGACGAACGAGUCACAGCAUCUUUCCAACAGGCUGUAUCGGGAUAUGACGCUUAUCAGGUGGAUAGGUCGAUCAAACAGGAUGUCGUUAUUCCUCCUUUGAAGUCAAGUGUGAGAGUUAUGGUUCUCAUACACAGUCUAUGUAUGAUGCUUCAGACGACACCAUUUCAUCGAGAGAACUAUAGUAGAUUGAUCGUUGGAGUGAUAGUGCAGUACUACCAGCAGUGCAGCUCGAGGUUUAAAGAACUCGCAUCCUUACCUGCUACGAUAGAGAACCCUUCUGCGCCGUUGGCGCUUCCUGCUAUAUGGGCACAGAGAGAGGAUAUGAUCAAGAUCUUGACUGAAUUGCGAGCUGUACCUGAGAGCGAUCGAGCUGGAUUAACGAGCGUAGAGCAGAAGGAGAUCAAGCUUGAAUUGGAUCUUAUAGGUGAUCAAGGGCUGGUGGAGAAGAAUCUGAUCAAUUCGAUGAGAAAAUUGGAAGCUUUAGGUAAUCUCUCGCAGAGCUUACGAUGGUUCAUCGAUUCUCUUCUUGAUCUGCAGAGUGUAGCUGAAGAACCACUCUCACCUGACAGCGAACAGACUGCGUCAGAUUUCAUGUCUGCCUCUGCACCUGUUCCGGUUCCUUUGGCAAAUGGUGAUACACCCAGAUUACCGCUGACCAGAGCAAUGGCCCAACGAUACGAAGCUAUCAUCCAAACGUACGAGCAACUAGCCGAGAUGGUCUUGAAUACUAUCAGAUUGGAAAUCCGAUGUAGAGUCAUAUGUAAUCUCGGAGCGUCGACGCGGAAAGGAGAUUUCAGAUUGGAAAGUGAAGCUUUGGAACCCGAUCCGGAUGUGUUGGAUUUGAACGGCUCGUUGAUGGAGAUUGAGGAGAUUGCUGAAAGGACUAUAUUGGGUGAUGAUCAUAGCUUCAUCUUCCGAGGAUUAGGUCAACUGGUUGAUCAAGUGUUCAUCUCUUCUUCGAAGAACAUCAAGAUGGUCAAUCCGGCCGGGGUAAGGAAAAUCAAAAGAAAUAUAUUGGCUUUACAGCAGACUCUCAGAGGUAUAGCACCGGCUGCUAAAGAGGGUCAACUGGGUAAAGCACUGGAGUUUUGGGAAUUAUAUGAUAAAGGACCAAAGGAAAUGCUCGAAGAACUGAAAACGUCUAAACCGCUCUUCUCAUUCGACGAUUACAAUACUAUGCUAAACUUACAGUGUAAAGCGGAUCAAGAUGAUGCUCCUUCUUCGGAAUUGAAUACUUAUUUGAUAGAUUUACAUGCUUUGUCUAUGAGUAUCGAGGGAUGGGAAAUAGGAGAAUCAUAG